Tetrahymena thermophila SB210 is the source of this 894-nucleotide messenger RNA. Its product is annotated as membrane-bound O-acyltransferase family MBOAT protein. The record is from RefSeq and is a predicted model, not a curated record. Lineage: Eukaryota; Ciliophora; Oligohymenophorea; Hymenostomatida; Tetrahymenidae. Gene Ontology annotation, biological process: lipid modification. Gene Ontology annotation, cellular component: membrane. Gene Ontology annotation, molecular function: acyltransferase activity. The transcript has 2 exons.
AUGUCAGUUGGUUCAAAAGAUUUGAUAACAGAUCUUUUUUCUUAAUUUGAUCUGUUUUACAACAAGCAUAUAGGACCUUUCAAUUAGGUAGUUGCUCCUAUAAAUCAGGUUUUAGAAAAGAUAGCUAAAGAAGUAUUUGAUAAUGAUGUUACUUCUGACUAGAUUAAGCUUUUACUAUGUUUUGUAGGAAUCAUUCCAUUAGGAUUUAUUCUAUUCUAAAUAAAAUCUCCUCUUUUAAGACAUGUUUAUAGUUCUCUAUUGGGUUUUAUUUUAAGUUUUCUUGUGUACGGUGGUAAUGUAAUAUCCUCUCAUGUAAUGACUUUAGUUACUUAUAUUCUGUGUGCUAUAUUUGGUAGACACUCAUAAAAGGUUGUCUUUGUAUUCUGCCUUACUUUCUUAUCAGUCCAUCAUAUUUAUCGUCAAAUUACUGAUUACGGUGGCUGGAGGAUGGAUGUUUCUGUCAUACUCAUGAUGAAUUUCUGUAAGCUUGUCUCAUUUGCAUUUUGUUAUUCUGAUGGUUUCAAGGAUGAAAAAUAAUUGUCUGAGGACUAAAAAGAGCGUAGAAUAUAGAAGCUUCCUAAUAUUUUCAGCUUUUUUUCGUAUAUUAACUUUUUGGGCAGUGCAAUUGCUGGUCCUACUUUUGAUUACUAUGAAUUUGACAAUUUCAUCAACUUAAAGAAUGGAUAUGCAAACAUUCCUCACCCUAUUUUAGAUACCUUUAAAAAUCUAGGAAUAGGUAUGGUUUACCUCUUUAUAACAGCUAGAGUUCUUCCUAAAUUCCCCCUUGAACAUGUCCUCACACCAGAGUAUGGAGAUCUAAAUCUACUCUCAAAAGUUGUUUACUAUAAUUUAGCAAUUAUUAAAUUAGAGUAAGAUAUUAUGCAGGUUGGUUGA